GAUGCCCCAGAAAUCGUCAUAGUCAGUCAGUGCCACACAUUCAGUUUUUUUUCUCGGGUUGUUCAUGGUGCGGAUCUGCGAGAGGAGGAUGAAGUUUUUGGUGGCAGUCACAUUAAUCGUUGGCUCGGUGGUUUUUCUGCUCUUUCCGAGCGGAUCGGAGGCCGAUGAAAAGAAAAAGGGACCGAAAGUCACGGCAAAGGUUUACUUUGACAUGCGGAUCGGAGAUGAGGAUGUAGGACGUAUUGUUAUCGGACUCUUUGGAAAGUCCGUUCCCAAAACGGUGGAAAACUUCGUCCAGCUGGCCACAGGAGAGAAAGGAUUCGGUUAUAAAGGCAGCAAGUUCCACAGAGUGAUCAAAGACUUCAUGAUCCAGGGAGGAGAUUUCACCAGAGGAGAUGGAACCGGAGGCAAGAGCAUCUACGGCGACCGUUUCCCCGAUGAGAACUUCAAGCUGAAGCAUUAUGGUCCAGGAUGGCUCAGCAUGGCCAACGCUGGUAAAGACACCAACGGCUCCCAAUUCUUCAUCACCACUGUCCAGACACCCUGGUUGGACGGCAAACAUGUCGUCUUUGGCAAAAUCUUGGAGGGCAUGGAUGUAGUCAAAAAGAUUGAGGCCAACAAGACAGACGGACGAGAUAAACCUCUCAAAGACGUCACCAUCCACGACUGUGGCAAGAUCGAUGUGGAAAAGCCUUUCGCAAUAGCUAAAGAGUAAAUUAAGUUUGGGGGGUACAAGGGGAUUUCAAUUCAUUUUGGGCCACUAGUGUGCGAGUGGAGUUAAUGUGUGUAUGUGUGCGAGCUCAGUGAAGCUCCGCCCCUUCGUGGGACCAUCACACACCAGUCCUGGUCCGCAGAGCGGCUCAUCCUGGGUCCAGUUCAUACAGGCAUUCCACACGGUCAAAUUUCUGACCAACUUCAACUUACUUUUGUGAACAAGUGUUUAAUAAAGGAUCCAGGUUUUCUUAAAAAUA
Molecule: messenger RNA, 971 nt
Organism: Triplophysa dalaica
Lineage: Eukaryota; Metazoa; Chordata; Actinopteri; Cypriniformes; Nemacheilidae
Gene: ppib
Product: peptidylprolyl isomerase B (cyclophilin B)
Exons: 5
Coding region: 65-715 (216 amino acids)
Biological process (GO): protein folding; protein peptidyl-prolyl isomerization
Cellular component (GO): intracellular membrane-bounded organelle
Molecular function (GO): peptidyl-prolyl cis-trans isomerase activity
Source: RefSeq, a predicted model, not a curated record